AGUGCGUUAUUUUUGCAAGCGAUUUGAGAUCAGUUUCUUCGUAUAUGCAGCGCAGCUGUACUGUACACAACACACGGAUAACAGUGCAGGGACAACUGUGCUUGAGAAGCAGGAGACUCCAUCCGUGCCUUUGUUGCAUAGGAAUCAAGUGAAUUAAAGACAUAGAAACAUUGUGAAGUCCCGCAAUGGCCUGUCUUGCUAGUCUGUCACGUGCGAGUGCUACAGCAGCAUCUCUAAAGCCUCUGCUACAUCAUGAAGGCAGCUUCUUCAGACAUUCUCGAGUACUGUUCAGUAAUCUCUCACAUGGAAAACCCCAAUGGCAAGAAAGAACCAUGACAGGACACAAUACCCUUGACAGUUUGUCCACCCAUAACCUUGUUUCGAACAGUAUCUCAACCCUGAGGUCACUUUCGACGUCCUCGGGGUGCUUGAAGUCGGCGACGUCGAGAGCAGAACUGAAGAACAGUAAAAUAAUUGUCCUGAAGCUGGGUAGUGCGGUGAUUACAAGAGAUGAUGAAUGUGGGUUGGCACUUGGAAGGUUGGCAUCUAUAGUUGAACAGGUUUCAGUGUUACAGUCAUCAGGGAGGCAGGUUGUGCUGGUAACAAGUGGAGCUGUAGCAUUUGGAAAGCAGAGGCUACGGCAUGAAGUUAUGCUUUCAAAGAGCAUCAAGCAAACUCUUGCUCCAAAUACUUCUAGUAUUAUUCAGAUGGACUCUCGAGCCUGUGCUGCUGCUGGACAGAGUGGUCUCAUGUCUUUGUAUGAAGCAAUGUUCUCCCAGUAUGGACUUACCACCGCUCAGGUGCUGGUGACCAAACCCGACUUCUACCAUGACUACACUCGAAGCAAUCUCAGGGGGACCAUGCAGGAACUCUUGAGAAUGAACAUCAUCCCCAUCAUCAACUCCAACGAUGCAGUUGUUCCUCCCCCAGAGGAAGACAAGGAUUUGGCUGGGGUAAGAACAGGGGUGAUAAGCAUCAAAGAUAAUGAUAGCCUUGCAGCUCGUCUUGCCAUUGAGAUCAACGCUGAUCUUCUUGUCCUCCUCUCUGAUGUUGACGGGAUCUUCUCUGCUCCACCUGGUCAAGAGGGGGCGUCCUUCUUAGAUACUGUGUACCCUGGAGACACGGCUUUCAUUGAGUUUAGUGGGAAGUCGCGUGUUGGGCUUGGUGGUAUGGAAUCAAAGGUCAAAGCAGCAAACUGGGCUCUGGAGCGCGGCUGCUCUGUCGUGAUAGGAAAUGGAAUGAACAGGGAUGACAUCGUACUGAACAUCCUGAAUGGACGGAAGGUGGGUACCUUCUUCACGGAGACCAAACCUACCGGUGUUUCCCCAGAGAACCAGGCCAUCAAGGCUCGGGAAGGAGGAAGACUACUCCAAUCACUCAGUCCAGAACAGAGAGCUGAGAUUAUAGAACGUCUAGCUGACCUCUUGAUAGAAAGGUCAUCAACAAUCAUGGCGGCUAACAGAAGAGACAUUGACGAGGCUAGGAUAAGCAAUAUGACAGGACCUAACCUUGCCAGGUUAGCCCUGACUGAUGCUAAGCUGAAGAGCCUAUCUGAUGGUCUAAGACAGAUAGCAGCCACCUCACACAAGAAUGUUGGUCGUGAGAUCAAGAGGACAUUACUCUCCGAUGACAUGUUGCUGCGACAGGUGACGGUACCCAUCGGUGUCCUGAUGGUUAUCUUUGAGUCCAGGCCAGACUGUUUGCCUCAGGUGGCGGCACUGGCCAUCAGCAGUGCCAAUGGUCUGCUCUUAAAGGGAGGCAAGGAAGCAAGCUACAGUAAUGAAGUUCUUCAUUCACUUGUAGAAGAAGCUCUUGAACUUCAUGAUGCCAAAGAUGCUGUGGCACUGAUCAGUACAAGAGAGCAGGUUGGUGAUUUGUUGAAGAUGUCUGAUGACAUUGACCUUGUGAUCCCGAGAGGUUCUAAGGAGAUGGUUCAACUGAUACAGCAACAGAGUGAAGGUAUCCCUGUCCUAGGACACAGUGAAGGAAUCUGUCAUGUCUUCAUUGAUGAGGAAGCUGAACCUGAUAUGGCUCUCAAGAUUAUUCGUGAUUCAAAAUGCGAUUACCCUGCUGCCUGCAAUGCCAUGGAAACACUUCUCAUCCACAAGAAAUUCAGACAUACUCAAUUCUUUGAAGAUAUCCUGGAUAUGCUUAGAGCUGAAAAUGUCAAAUUCAACCCUGGCCCUCGCUUGGCCCGUUCCCUCAAGUUUGGCCCACGUGAAGCAGACUCCAUGAGCAUAGAGUACGGUGCUUUAGAGUGUGCAGUGGAGAUUGUUGAUGACGUCACAGCUGCUAUCAAUCAUAUUCACAAACAUGGCAGCUCGCAUACUGAUGUCAUUGUCACAAAUAAUAAGGAAUCAGCUGAUCAAUUCUUGAAUAAUUUGGACAGUGCCUGUGUCUUCCACAAUGCCAGUACUCGCUUCUCAGAUGGUUACCGCUUUGGAUUAGGAGCUGAAGUUGGUAUAAGCACCACCAGGAUCCACGCCCGAGGGCCCGUCGGUGUGGAGGGUCUCCUUACCACCAAGUGGAUCCUUGAGGGAUCUGGAGACACUGUGCAGGAGUAUGCAGCAGGAGGCACCAAGAUGUUUGUGCAUAAGGAACUGGAGGUGGAGAAUGGAAAUGACAUCCUGGAGUCGUCAACAGCAUAGAGGUUCUGGAGAGCAGGAAAUAUACAUCGCUCAGUUGAAGUGGACCAUAAUGACAAUAAUGGCUUCUGAAUUGUCAUUUUGCCUUAGUCCUUUAAUUUCUCUCUGUCCAUAGCCAAGUUGUCCAACGUUAAUUAUUUAUAUAGGAUUUUAGAAAAGGCAUACUGAAUUUUUUUUGGAGGUGCAAACACUGAAAAAAAAUCUUUAGAUAUUUCCUUCAAACUUUGCUUUCCUUUGAGAAGUUUUGAAGCAUACCUGGCGCCUGUUUCACAAAGCUGUUCAUAAGUUAUGCUUGACUUAACACAAGAUUGGUGAUCUUUUAUUCUGAUGAAUACCUCCACUUUGUCCCAUUUUUAACUAACAUAAUGAAAAUGCAUUUCCUUCAUGAAUUGCGUAAGCCUAAUUGAGUUUGGAAUUUGUUUAGUUUUCUGUUCUGAUACUGUAAUUAAUAUUUCAAUUAACAAAGAUCAAAGUUUGAAUACCGGUAAAGCUGAAGAGGAUGAUUGAGAAAUGAUCACCAGUCGUGCGUAAAGUUGCCCAUAACUUUAAACAGCUUUUUAUGACAUGGCACCCAGUUGUGCAUUAAUUUCUGUUGUGUUGUGAAUUGUGAUGGAGAAAUUUAUGUGUUCAUUUUAGCUGUGCAAAUGUAACUGUAUUGUACUGCUAGCAUUGAAUGUGCCAAAUAAUGACCUGAACUGGACAUUUUUCAGUUCGGUCCAUAUUUUUCUCAAUUACCCUGAUGAGUUUUACCAUUUUAUUUAUGAGUUCAUGCAAAUAUUGUCGUUUUGAGAUGCUGCUCAUUAUCACAGUUUUCAUUCAGUGCUGUGUUCUCUGAAAGCCAACAAAUUCUUUUAUGUUUCCAAAUCCUACUUGAUAUGAAAAACUGUAUUGAUCCAGAACCGUCAUUAUUCUGUGCAAUAUCUGCUACUUUGUAGUGUGUCUGUGACAUCCGUAGACCUUGAGUUUAUUUGGCUGAUAACUGAAAACAACCUAUUUGAUGGUAUUUAUUAGUCAGCUAUUAAUUAAAGAGGGGUUAAGAUACAUGCAAAAUAAUCAACUAGAAGUAAAAUAGCAGACUUAAGAUUUUGUUAUUAUAUCAUUAAAAUGGAAGGAUUCAAGGCACAAUCAUACACUGUUACAUGUUAUGUUGGGCAAUUGGAAGUAUGAAAAUUUACAUCUAUAGCUUAGAAAAGAUUAUGGACUCGAGAUUUUAGUCAAGUAUGCUUUGAAUAGAAUCUUUUAUUUUUAGAGAAUUGUUUUCUUUGUCAUUUGUUUCAUGGAUUCGAGAGUUCUAUUAGGAUCCAUGUUUGUAUGCAUAAAUAAGAGGAGAAUACUACCUGUAGGUAGAUUUGAAUUUAGGGUAUAGAAUGUAUCUAAUUUCAUUAUUGAUAUUUCAUUGUUUUAAUUGUAUUUUUUUUUCAUUUGACUUAUAUUCUGCUCAUCAGCAUUAUGCACAAUCAUUACUUAUAAAAUCCUGCACAAUUCCUUUGCUUGUUAACUUAACUAUUUUGGAAGAAAAUAUUGGACAUGUGAUGUGUGAUGCUGGUAAAGAAAUGUUUAUUAAAUAGCGUCAUACAUACACAUUCAAAACUUUUCUUUUUCUGUCUGUUAUUGUUAUGUUUAAAGUGAAAUUUUGAGGAUACAAACAAUGACUUGAUGCAUGGAGGCAAGCUUA
Molecule: messenger RNA, 4320 nt
Organism: Lytechinus variegatus (green sea urchin)
Lineage: Eukaryota; Metazoa; Echinodermata; Echinoidea; Temnopleuroida; Toxopneustidae
Product: delta-1-pyrroline-5-carboxylate synthase-like
Exons: 16
Coding region: 186-2648 (820 amino acids)
Cellular component (GO): cytoplasm; mitochondrion
Molecular function (GO): ATP binding; glutamate 5-kinase activity; glutamate-5-semialdehyde dehydrogenase (NADP+) activity
Source: RefSeq, a predicted model, not a curated record